Messenger RNA from Lingula anatina, 1877 nucleotides. RefSeq lists its product as uncharacterized. NCBI's taxonomy places the organism in Eukaryota, Metazoa, Brachiopoda, Lingulata, Lingulida, Lingulidae. The record is from RefSeq and is a predicted model, not a curated record.
CUGGGUUGACAAAAUGACUCCAGCCUGAAAGCUGGUCUAAAAAUUUAGCCCCAAAAUUUAGCUGAUUUAUUUGAAGAUGCCAAGUAACGGGGGAUGAUUCAGAGCCUCGAGGCAGUGUCAGCAUCAACUGAUGUGAAAACCAUGAAGGGAUAAAGUCACGUGAGGAGGUCUAGAAUAGCAAUGCAGCUAUGUAGAAGUUGGUUAGAACCAGGUCUGCUUGUCUCUGCUGUGAUGGUGCUCACUGUGCUGGGAGUGAACCCCAGGGAGGAGGACGGACUCAAGAAUGCAAGGCACAGUGAAGAGGGUGUAAAGAAGGUCCUGGAUUCACUGAACAGGGCACAGCGCCAGCAAGAAAUUAUGGAGAGGCGAGAAGAAUAUUUGAUAAAUAUUACAAUCAAUGAAAAAUUUUCUUGGGUUAAUUACACAGAUGGAUUGCCAAAUUUCUUCUUGCAAGAUGAAAGAGAUGCUUUGGAAAACAGUUAUGCUUAUAGGGAAAGUGCAAUGGUUUAUGUUGGAAACAAGGGGGUAUCGGAAUGCAUUAAAAAGAUUGUGGAAAAGAAGCAAUUGUCUGUUUCUGAUUUUGUUGACAGUGAGGCUAGAGCCGAGUGGGAAAGGAGGAACAAUAGAGGAAACUUGGACAAAACUGACCAAGAUUUCAAAUUCCAUGUGGGGGAUUUCACUUUUGGGCUGUGUCAAGGCAGAGGCAAAGAAAAAUGUGCAUACUUUAUCACUAUAGAAGACCCUUUCCAACGUGCAAUAAGGACUUAUGAAUUAUGCAAACGAGAGAGAUCUCACCCUGUGUGCAGUCUACUCGAUGCCAAGAAGGUAACGCUACUGCAAUGGACAGUGCAUCAUGGGAAUUAUUUGCUGCACCAGCUUAGUUUCCAUGGCAACUACUGUGAUGCCAAUGUAGAAAAUAUUCCUCAUAAAUAUAAACAUGUGACUGACAAAGAGGAUUUACCCUGCUGGUUUAAACAAAAAUUGAAAAUGGAGGAAAAUAUCUCUGAUGCUGAUUUUUUCCAUCUAACGUCAUUUAUAGUUCGUAACUUAGAAAAAUGGUUUGCUGCAGUUGGUCUGCAAGAAGACCUGGAGAACUCUGGAAAGAUUUUCCAGCAUGUGCUGCAGCUGCCUUUUACAAAAUGUUUCAGUGAAAAAGUCAAAAAUGCCAAGUCACAGGUGGAUUUCAGUCAUGAUGAUGACAAUAACAACAGGGUGAAUAGAAAACCCAAAAGAACCUUGGUGCCAGAAGAUGAGGGUUACGAUUAUGAAAAUGACCCCAAUGUUUUGAGGUAUGACUUCAGGAUAGAGAAAGCCCUAGAGGCAGAUAAGCUCAUUUACAAGCAGGCUCAAAGAAUUUUCAGGUUACAGAAACAAAGGCUUUUGAAUAAAACUAAAUAAAAUGUGAUAAUGAGUAUUUGAGGCCGGUGGGCAGAAGUAGUUAUUUAUAUGUAGAAUAAACGUAAAGACAUACUUGUUAAGGUGCAAAAAUCGAGGCUUUUAGGUAAAACUGAUGAGAAAACAUUAUGAAAAUAAUGUUAUAUGUAAAUGUCAAAAACAACUGUUCACACACUUCAGAAACUGAGAAAAGACAAGUGCUUCUGGAAAUUCCUAAUAGAAAAAAAAAUAUUUCACUUCAGAAUUAUUUAUUGAAACAAUAAUUAUAAAUUGUUUUAUUAAGUGACCAAAACCAUUUAAGAUCCAUUGUAAAGAAUGAGAGACUUCUUUCCUUCUGAACAUUGAUUUAUUGUACUCCUCUUUUGUCAUAAUAAAAUCUUCAUAAUUGUGAAAAAUAUGCAUAAUAUCAAUAAGUUUAACUGUUAGUAAUUCUGCAUACGCAGAUCAUGGGAUAUGGAAAACCAGUGAUCUUUAACAGGUUC